This is a messenger RNA of Penicillium oxalicum, 3579 nucleotides long. Its product is annotated as putative C6 transcription factor. Gene Ontology annotation, cellular component: nucleus. NCBI's taxonomy places the organism in Eukaryota, Fungi, Ascomycota, Eurotiomycetes, Eurotiales, Aspergillaceae. Gene Ontology annotation, molecular function: DNA-binding transcription activator activity, RNA polymerase II-specific; RNA polymerase II cis-regulatory region sequence-specific DNA binding; zinc ion binding. The transcript has 6 exons. Gene Ontology annotation, biological process: carbohydrate metabolic process; DNA-templated transcription; regulation of transcription by RNA polymerase II. The record is from RefSeq and is a predicted model, not a curated record. The coding region runs from base 1 to 3579 and encodes 1192 amino acids.
AUGGCCGAUGUAGAGGAUUCAAGCCGUACGCCACGGGGCGACCGACCACGUAAAAGACGCCGGCGCACCAUGGCUUGCACCCAGUGUCGCAGUCGCAAGUUGCGCUGCGAUCGCGAAUAUCCAACGUGCACCCGCUGCAUGAAGAGUCGGACGCCGAGCAAAUGCACCUAUGAGGAUGGUUUCUUAUGGCAGCAGCCGGCCACCUUGCCGACUCCGGCGUCAGUCUCAACCGACAGGCCAGUGGACCCGUUGGCCCAGGUCUCCAGUGCUCCUCGUCCCGCGCAGACUGGCUUGAUUAAUGUGGUAACGACACCAAGCUCGGGCCUCGGGCAACCGUUGACUCGGGCGGAUGCUCUCCUUUCAACAGUCGCGCCCGACCAGGGCUCAACGGCUUAUCCCGAAGGGGACGAUGCAUAUCGUGGACAGAGCCGCCCUGCGGGCAAAGAGAAGGGCUUUUUAGAGACAGUCCUUGGGGCGCCCAAAGCGGCCGUUGAUCAGGAGCCAUAUAUCAACACAGAUGUCUUACACCGUCCUAGACGCCCGGCGAUUGAAGAAUCCACGCCCCUCUCGGCGCGGCCACGAAGGCUCAGCACUGGCGACGAUACAGAGAUAGAUGGAGUGUUGUCGCCAUCGCACGAGCUGGAUCUGUCGCCACGUAUGAUGAUGAGAGGUCGAGAUACCAAGACACGGUUCAGCGGCUCGGGAAUCUACGCCAAUGUGGUCCCUCAGUUUCCGGACAUUCGGGCAUUUGCUGAAGAGAUCCGACACGCCAAUCCAAUUCUCUCCCAGGUGCGGCCCGAUCUGGAGCGGGUGAUCAAGGGACUGUGGAAGCGUCAGCCACUCAAACAGGCCUUUGCCGAUCCUACUAUUGAGUCUUUGAUCGCACUCUUACCGUCUCGGUCGGUAGCCGAUGAACUUAUUGGGGUGUACCUCACGUAUAUUGAAUCUUUGCAUCGUAUCUUCCACGUUCCCACAUUUUUGACGGAGCUAGAUGAUUUUUGGCGAAUGAUAUCUACCCCAAGUGCUGUAUCUGCUGCGUUUGUGGUGCAACUACUGUUGGUCCUCGCGUGUGCGUGGAAUCUCGCCGAUAUGGGCAGUCUGCAAGAGAAGAGCGCGACCCCGCUCAAAUGUUAUACGGCGGUCGAAUGGGUGUUGCAUGCAGAAAAAUGGAUUGAGAAUGCGCACUUUAGGCGGCAGGAGAUUACCACACUAAGGCUCUCCAUUCUGUCCAUCAUGGCCAAGAACUAUCAUGGGAUGAAACGCAGCAAGGCGUGGCUGGCCACAAACACCUUGAUUCGACAGGCCAUGCUUUCGGGUUAUCACCGAGACCCCGACCAAUAUGCUCAAAUCUCACUGUUCAACAAAGAGAUGCGCCGGCGCAUCUGGAUGACCAUGGUAGAAUUGGACCUUCAAGUUGCGAUCGAUCGAGGCAUGCCGCCGGCUGUCCAGGCCAUGGACUAUGACACAUUGCCUCCUCUGAACAUCGAUGAUGACGAAAUUCAUCAAGACUCUACGGUAGCCCCAGCACACCGGCCGAUCAGUGACAUUACAGACUCGUCUUUCCAGACUGCACUCGGUCGAUCUCUUCCGCUGCGGCUCAAAGCCUGUCAACUGAUGCACUCGCCUCGGAUCAGCUGUCGCUAUGAAGAAAUUCAGCGGUUGGACUGGGAGCUGAGUCGCCACUUGUCUCAAAUCCCUCCGUGGGACCAUAUUGAGGCGGAUGAUCUGGUCAAACAGCACAAAGUGACCCUUUGGAAAGCGGCCAUUGGAACAAAGCUGGCGCAAACUCUGCUCUCCACCCACACGCCGUUCGCCAUUGAGUCUUUACGGGAGCCUCUCUUCGCGCCUUCGGCUCGGUCUCGUUUGGAUGCCGCCACGAUGAUCCUCGCCACCCAGAAACGCCUCUUCGACACUUCCCGACCAUUAUCGUUAUGUAUGCUGGGGGAAUGGACCCUCCAGGCUUUCCUCUCCAUCUGCCAGGUCGUUCAUGCACAGGGCUCUCGGAACACUUCAUCCUCUUAUCCACUAUCAUCAUCAUUUGUAUCCAUCUUGCAGAACUUACCCGGCUUACCGGAGUCGCUUGUCUCCCUGGCCGAGACAGCAUUGAUGGCGCUUGAAGGCCGGUUUUGGCUUGUCCUGAAAGGCGCCAAGGACUACUUUUUCCUCUCCACCAUUCUGGCUCUGGCCAAAAGUAAGCAAUGGCCUGGCCAGGCAGUCAUGUAUAAGCAGCAAGUGGUUGAACGCAUUCUCCUGUUUGCGCAAACUCUUUUCUCUCGGCACGCGGGCUGUGAGCAUUUGGGAAAACUGGGCAUGGGCAGUUUCCACAAUAACCAGCUGCACAAUGCCCGCCACCUGCACGAUGCCCUCUCCAGUUCAAUUGCCAGUCAAUUCCUCGCUGCCAUGAUCGCCAUGCGUUUCUACUGCUUCAUCCUGGUGGGAGCCUUACUGGCGCCGUUGGUCAAUUGCCAACGGUCCACACCAUCCGGAAGACCCAGUCUUCCCCAAGUCUACGAGACCACGAUCACGAUCCCCCUCCCCAACGAGGGCCAUUUGCAGGUCCAUGAUCCCAACGUGGUCCUCUGGGAUAAUCACUAUUAUCUCUUCAAAGGCGGCGUGCAUAUCCCGUUCUUCAAAGCUGCCAGCAUGAGCGGGCCCUGGACACCCAUCGGCACCGUCCUCGGGGGCGACAGCAUCAUCCACCAAGGUAAUCGAUCACGACCGUGGGCCCCAACGACGGUGGAGCGCAAUGGGACUUUCUACUGCUACUACACACUCAGCACGUCUGGCUCGCGGAAGAGUGCCAUCGGCGUGGCCACGAGCACCGCGCUCGAUGGCUCGCCCUGGACGGACCACGGGGCAUUGAUUCGAACGGGCGAUGGGCCCGGAUCGGAAGUGUGGCCGUUCACAGUGACCAAUGCCAUUGAUGCUUCUUUCAUCCGGGACGACGAGACUGGCACAGCUUAUUUGAAUUAUGGCAGUUUCUGGCAUGAUAUCUGGCAGGUGGCGCUCACGGACGAUUGGUUAUCGAUUGAGAGUCCGGCCAAGCCGAAUGCCACACAGCUUACAUUUGUGCCGGAUGAGACAGUUCGACCGGAGGAAGGCUCGUGGAUGAGUUACCAUGAGGGGUAUUACUAUCUCUGGUUUAGCCAUGGGACCUGUUGUAAUUUUGAGAAACGUGGGUUUCCCCAUCGAGAUCAGGAGUAUAGUAUCCGGGUGGGCCGGUCGCGGAAUGUGCGAGGCCCGUUUGUCGACCGGACGGGAACUCGGUUGCUGGAUGGAGGUGGAACGGUGGUGUAUGCCUCGAAUCAUGGCUUGGUAUAUGCCCCUGGAGGACUGGGGAUUCUGCCGGGAAAUUCGUCAACUCCGGGUCUUCUCUACUACCACUACUUGAACACGUCUAUAGGGUUUCAGGAUGAUCAAGCGCAACUAGGAUACAAUUACCUCAAGUAUGACCAGGGCUGGCCCGUCGUGUUGGAGGGCAUUGUGGUGCAAAGCGGCGCUGCGAUGAUGUUCCGUCUGCCGGACAUGUACAUGACUUUCAUACUAGGACUUUGGAUGGCCGUCCUUGCGGCAUUAUAG